GCCCGUCACAAUGCGCGAACCGACCAUCGUUGGGUCAACAAUACCGAAGAAAAGCGGAUCUUCUCGGCAGAGGUUGGGAGACAUUGCCCGUGGCCGGGUGACGAAGAUGAUUGACACGAUCCGCGGUCUGCUCAAUGCCACUCGCAGAUCGGUGAAUUCUACUCGCAAGGGAAAAGAGAGGGAGUACCUCGGUGGCUAUAUAGCCGGCUACGGAACCGAUCAUUUCAGUUUCGAAGUCCUCACUUAGGAUUUGUCCACUUUCCCCUUUAGCGGCGCCCCGACCAGCUCCCCGAUCAGCUCUAUCUCGCGACGAUGAGGCCGGCAAACAUUUGAGGUCGGUAUCUCCGGAUCCCCGUGCGCUGAUCAGAUAAGGAGACGCAUCGGCCUGCUUCGAAGCUUCCAGGAAAACGAUGCUGCGCCGCGUUAUCAACGAUUAGGAGAACAGUGGGAUAGGGGAUCAGUGAUCGGUAGUGAUCGUGAUCAGUGAAAGCCAGCUUCUGAAAGAGCGAGGGUACCCCCGAAGUUAUCCAAGGUGUUUCCGGAUCUUGUGAUAGAGGAUCGCGGCCAAGAUGCCUCCGCAGGAGAAGUUCGGGACGCCUGUGCCGCUGGAUAAGGAGAACAAUGCUGGUGCUUGCCAGAGCUCUAUGAAUCUGGAGGUCCCCGGUGCCAGGCAGGUUGCCAAGGAUGCGAAGGACGAAGCGAGAGACAUGGAUUUCGACGAGUUGCUACCUUAUGUCGGGGAAUUCGGGAUUUAUCAGAGGAUCCUGUUCAUCCUGAUGAUACCGUUCGCCUCGUUCGUCGCCUGGGUGUACUUCUCGCAGAUCUUCAUCACGCUGAUACCGGACGAUCACUGGUGCUGGGUGCCGGAACUUGGGAACCUAACCGUGGACCAAAGACGCUCGUUGGCGGUGCCAAUCACCCACGAAGGUUACUCGAGAUGCAGCGUGUACGAUGUAAAUUACACCGAGAUCAUGCUAAAUGGAAACCAUGCGCCGGACCCGUCCUGGCCGACGAAAAGCUGCCAGCACGGAUGGGAAUUCAAUUACACCACCAUCCCUUACGCGACCGUUGCCACGGAGUUAGGAUGGGUGUGCGAGUAUAGUGCGUUGCCGACCACAGCGCAGAGUAUCUUCUUCAUCGGCGCUAUCUUUGGAGGGCUGAUCUUCGGCUGGAUAGCCGAUCAGUAUGGCAGGAUACCGGCUUUGAUCGGCGCCAAUAUGAUGGGAUUUUUAGCUGGAGUUGCUACAGCGUUCUCCCAAAGCUUCUGGCAGUUCACAUUGUGCCGUUUCUUCGUUGGAUUCGCCUUCGAUAAUUGCUUCACUAUGAUGUACAUAUUAGUGCUGGAAUACGUGGGACCAAAAUGGCGGACGUUCGUGGCGAACAUGUCGAUAGCGUUGUUUUUCACAUUCGCUGCAUGCAUUCUGCCUUGGAUCGCGUAUUUCUUAGCCGACUGGCGGAUGACCUGCAUCGCCACAUCGGUUCCUCUUGUUUUGGCAGUGGCGACGCCAUGGUUGAUACCGGAGAGCGCUCGAUGGCUAGUGAGUCAAGGUCAAGUGGACAGAGCCAUUACGAUCUUGGGGAAAUUCGAGCGGAUGAAUGGCACCAAGGUGCCCGACGAUGUGUACAAACGAUUUCGGGAAACCUGCGCCAAGAUAAUGAAAGAAGAGGAAGCGGAAAGAACGUACUCCGUGCUGGACUUGUUCAGAACUCCACGUCUGCGGAACAUCACUAUCUUAUUUAUUGUUAUAUGGAUGGCGAUCUCUUUGGUGUUCGAUGGUCACGUACGGAACGUUGACAACUUAGGCUUGAAUGUGUUCGUGACAUUCACAAUUGCGGCAGCGACAGAGCUACCGGCUGACACAUUCCUCACAGUCGUUCUUGACAGGUGGGGUAGAAGGUGGCUGGCCUGCGGCUCGCUGGUCGUUUCCGGAAUCUUCAGCAUCUGGGCUUGCGCUGUCUCCAAUAACAUAUACUCAGCCACGCUAGCCAUCCUAGGGCGAUUUUGGAUAAACAUAUCCUACAACAUAGGGCUUCAAUACGCAGCGGAAGUGCUACCGACAGUGGUCAGGGCCCAAGGCGUAGCCCUGAUACACAUCAUGGGAUACGUCGCUAGCAUUUUAGCUCCUUUCGUAGUCUACCUCGACGUGGUCUCGUCUGUCCUGCCGCUUCUGCUGUUAGGCAUCAUCGGAAUCGCUGGAGGUCUGAUGACCCUGUUCCUGCCGGAAACGUUGGACAAGGAUCUUCCGCAGACGCUGCAGGACGGCGAGAACUUCGGCAGAGAUCAGAAGAUGUGGGACGUUCCCUGUCUUCGAAGGAAACCGGAAACGGAGGAACCACCGCCGACCUUCAAGACCUUCUCACGCGGCAGCGUGAGGAACUCGAUGAGAGCGUCCCUUCGCGGGGAGACCUUGCGGAGCAGCAUGAUCCGAAGGUCGAGCGUGAAGUCGAGAACCGAGAGCACCAAUCCGGGAUCGGAGGUGGAAAGAUUAUAGCGAAACGUUCCCAGCGACGUAUCGGUCACCAUGGUGCCGGCCAGGAGAUCUGUUACCUUCGAGAGUCGCGUGGAACUGAUGUCGUCCGAGCUACCGAGACGCGAGCAGCUCGUGUGAUCGUCGUCGCCGAUGAAAGACGCCUGAAACGAUGAGAAUGGUGUGAUUAGGAUCUGCGGAUUUGAUGUAUUUAUGGCAGAAACGCGUGGAACGAAAACCGUAGAAACGGAAGAAUCGAACAGCUAUUGUUCCAUCGAUGUCAACUUAUCGCGAUUGUUAAAAGAGAACAAGUAUUUCCAUCGUGUUUCUUAGUAUUAACGUAGACAAGCCACGAUGAUGCAGUGAUUUGAGGAAAGUAUUUCCGAGACUGUGGCACGUUUGCGUCCUAUAGGGCCAAGUCUAGACGAAGUACUUUCGAGAACUGCGUACAAAAGAAUUAACAAAUGAUGAAGCUCCACCAAUUGUACAGUUGUUGAAGUCCAUUUAUCGGAGGGUCUCGUGUGUUGACAAUCUACUGAAAGGAUUGUUCCACCGAGAGCUAGGUGCUGAGACGUCGGAAACGUUAAUAACUAAGUCCUUGGAUCGAUCAUGUACCGGUUCGCAGAGACCACGGAAGACGGGUGAUAAUUAUUUUCUGAAAGGCCAUAGUCGUGAUAGUCAGUUUAACAGUCUCGCGGGACAGGGAGAGACCAGUGUGUUUUCGGUGUUCGUUUAUCGAGUAUUGUAUCAUAAAAUGUUUACCUAUGUGUUAGAAUAGUCUACGUUCGCAGAUUUUAUACGAGUAUCACAUCUGAUUGUUUAAUUGUCAAGCAUUGGCUGUGCGUACGCCCGUCAUAGAAUAUAAUAAGUGUUUUUCAUUCGUGUCGCUUCAAGCUCCCGGCGAGUUCGCGGAAUUAUAUCACCGAGGACGCGAGCUUCACGACGUAGAUUUUUGUACAUAUGUAUGUAUACCUGUGAAAGAUGUAUUAGAUUAGCGGCAGCAACUGUCCCUCGAUGUAAACAAACUCGACGUUAGCUAGUGAUUUUUCAUGUUACUGUCGGCCGCUUCCCCGGCUACUUUUUUUUUAAUAAAAGUUCGUUCACGGAAA
Molecule: messenger RNA, 3577 nt
Organism: Megalopta genalis
Lineage: Eukaryota; Metazoa; Arthropoda; Insecta; Hymenoptera; Halictidae
Product: organic cation transporter protein
Biological process (GO): transmembrane transport
Cellular component (GO): membrane
Molecular function (GO): transmembrane transporter activity
Source: RefSeq, a predicted model, not a curated record